Molecule: messenger RNA, 1470 nt
Organism: Verticillium dahliae VdLs.17
Lineage: Eukaryota; Fungi; Ascomycota; Sordariomycetes; Glomerellales; Plectosphaerellaceae
Exons: 2
Coding region: 1-1470 (489 amino acids)
Molecular function (GO): N-acetyltransferase activity
Source: RefSeq, a predicted model, not a curated record
AUGGCUGGUCGGAUUGUGGUGAGGUCUUGCGGCCAGCUGGAACAGUAUUCCACCUCGAGGCAUUCGUUGGGCAUCUACUUUGGUGUAUCGACCACCUGUCGCUACCAUGUGCCUUCCGAACAUAAUGUGCCUUCCGAACACAGCAACACCAUGGCUCUACGCCCGGCCAUUGAGCAAGCCGUGGCCCAAGUUGUCUUGAAGCAGCCAUUCAUGCGCGUUGGCAUCACCGGCGAGGACACGAAGCAGCCGAAUUUUGUUCACGUCCCCGUCAUCAAUCUCUCCACCCAGAUUCGAUGGCUCGAACCGAUUGAAGUGGCCUCGGCCGAUGCCAUGCUCGAGAAGCUGCUUGCCGUGCAGUUGGGCACCCGCUGGCCUGACCUCGACACGCGCCCGCCAUGGAAGGUCACCGUCGUACCUCUGAAUGCCCGUGACGGGCAUCUCACUGCCCUCGACAUUGUGUACACCUUUCAUCACGCCAUUGGCGACGGCACCAGCUCCGCCAUCUUCCACAAACAGCUCCUCGAAGCUCUUUCCAAGCCGGCACCCGUGCCUUCUCUAUCCUCAGCCGGCCUUCUCACCCUCUUCGAACCUGCUAUUCUGCCGCCGCCCCAGGAAGAGCUCAUCAACUUCUCCAUCAGCUGGCCCUUCUUCCUGCGAACCCUCUGGAAAGCCUUCGGUCCCGACUUUCUCAAAGCAAAGCCGAACCCCGUCCCCUGGACUGGCAAUCACGUCAACUUGGCCAAUCCCUUCCAGACCAACGUUUGCCUCUUCACCCUACCCGCCGCGACAUCCUCGGCCCUCCUCGCCGCCGCCCGCACCAACGCGACGACCCUGACACCGCUCUACCACGCCCUGGCCCUUCUCUCCUUUGCCCGCCGCCUGCCCGCCACUACGGCCCCCAAGUUCGUCCACGGCUCUUCCAUCAGUGCGCGGCGCCUUGUCGAUCCAGCCGUCCUUGACACGUCCUCGCAAAUGGCCGUCCUCGUUACCUCUCUCAUCCACCCUGACACGGCCGCCAUGACGUCGCAGUUCCGCGCCCGCCACGGCUCCGACCUGGACUCGCUCGUCUGGCAAGCAGCGUCGGCCAUUGCCACCUCGUUCCUCGACAAGAUUGCGUCCCUGCCCCGCGACGACGUUACGGGCCUGCUGAAAUGGGUCGGCGACUGGCACACCUACCUGCGCCAAGCCGACGGCAAGCCCCACGACUGGACGUGGGAGAUCAGCAACCUCGGUGCUCUCAAGGCCGUGGGCGAUAAUGGGUGGGGCAUCACGAGGGCCGUGUUCGCGCAGUCGGCGCUCAUGUCGGGGCCGGCGAUGACGCUGAACCUCGCGGGAGUCGUGGGCGGAGAGAUUUCGGGGACCAUGACGUGGCAGGAGAAGACUGUGGAUGCUGGGCUCGUCGAGGGGGUAGUGAGCGAUCUUGCCGAGUGGUCGAGGAGGCUUGCCGAAGAGGGUACAUUGGGCCUGUAG